Trachymyrmex septentrionalis is the source of this 6245-nucleotide messenger RNA. Its product is annotated as phosphatase and actin regulator 2. Gene Ontology annotation, biological process: actin cytoskeleton organization. The transcript is spliced from 14 exons. The record is from RefSeq and is a predicted model, not a curated record. Bases 1980 to 4286 code for a protein of 768 amino acids. Gene Ontology annotation, molecular function: actin binding. Lineage: Eukaryota; Metazoa; Arthropoda; Insecta; Hymenoptera; Formicidae.
GUGAUACGAGAUGUAACGCACGACAAGCCUGGACAAGCCGGCGUGCGAGCGGUGCGAGCAACACGUUAAUUGGGCGAGAGUUACGGCAAACGUACUAUAAACCUUCUCCGUACCCCUCACUGCGUCUCAUCGUCAAUCCAGAUCUUCGGUUGGACUCGGCUCGGCGCGGCAGAGCCGGCUGCUGCCGUCGCCGUCUCGUGCUCGCUGGCGGUCGUUCUGGACACGAGAAGGCGCUCCGGUCGCAUGGCCGCCCCUCAGUACUCGCGAGCCUCGCUCGGUGUGUGUUUCGUGGUGUGCUUGUCGUCGCUGUGACUGUCGUUCCCAGUUCUCCUCGGCCGCCUGUCCCGCAUGUCGGCCUGUUCUCAGCGACGCUCGUCGACGUAAUUAAUUCCGUUCGCGAAAUCCGUCCUGCCUGAAUGCGACGGCUGUCUCGUCGCGAUCCUUCCGCCGUCGCGGACAAUAAUCUCUCGUUCUCUCUCUCUCUCACACUCACUCCUCUUUCUCUUUCACUCUCGCGCGGAUAGGAGGAGGAAGAGGUGGCGGUGGCGGCGGCGGCGACGGCGACGGCGUCCGUUGAAUUCGUGUUGCUCGAGCGGCGCGUAUCCGUGUGUCAGUGUGCGUGAACAGUGCGUGGUGUGUACAGCAGUAGCAUCAUCGGUGCCGACGACGAGAAAGAUCGCUGGGGAUCGCCAUCACUCCGGUUACGGACGUUUCCUUUCCAUCCGCGUGGACUCCUCGCGGCGGCGGCGGCGUCGGCGACGGCGGCGGUGACGGUAGCGGGGAAUUUUUCACAUUCGGAGUUCGGAGUACUACGCGCGCCGCUCCCCCGUGUGUUUACGAUCGUUGCGUCCUCUCUAUCGCUGUCUCGCUCUCCUCUCACCUGCGCUCCUCGCUCGCCUGGCGCGCGGACAGGUGUCGCGUGGAAGCCGAACGUAGGAGAGAGAGCCGACGCCUGGUUCCGAUCUCUGUGAUAUUAAACGUCGGAUGGCUCCCCGCCGGUAGCCACGACGGCUCUUCCUCGAAAUCCUGCCGAGAUAAAACGAGCCCUCCACUGCCCGUGUCGUCGUCGUCGUCGUCGUCGUCGUCGUCAUCGUCGUCAUCGUCUAUCGUUGCCGACGACUGCCAAAGAGGAUGCGCAUCCUCUCCUCCAGUCAUCAACGUCGUCAGUCACUCUCACGGUUCUCCGUGCGAGUUAUUUUCCAUGGUACGUGCCAAUCGUGUGUGAAAUUCCUUUGUAAAUAGCCAACGAUUCUCCAUGAAGCCAGUUUCGAUUUAAACGACUUUUCGUACGUCCGCCUCUCUCUCUCUCUCUCUCUCUACUCUGGAUCCUGUGCCAUAAUCUCGAUAAGAAUAAAGUCGCUUUUCGCACCAAGAAUAGAAAUCUCUUUGUCUGGAAGAAGACGGUGGAAGAAGAUAAUUGACUCGACGUCUGUAAUCAAGGCUGGCCGAGCUGGCGAUAACGAGUGCGUCAUUCGUUCGAUAUAUAUAAUAAUAACAACAACCACGCGGUUAAACGAAGCUCGAGAGAGAUCACGCUCCAACUCAACGCACAAGUUUACAAGUGGAGGCUGAAAGAUCUCUCGGAAUAAAUAUUGUAUCUCUUUGUCGCGCUCCGCGCGGAGAGCGCGAUAUUCAGAUGAGCGCAUGCUCGGGAAUAAUCGAUAAUUCUCGAUCGAUCGGGUGAUCUCGAGGUUCGUUAUCUCGAGGAUCAUUCAUCGUCGUCACGGGGGAUCGCGCGAGGAGAAGAGCUUGAGCCACGUGGGAGCCGCGCGAAUCUCAUCGUCGGAGCCGUGGAGCCGCGAACGAGAAGUGGUGAACGACGACGACGCGAGCCGCCGAUCCCACGAGCAGGUGGACACCGGGAUGCGCGCCGCGUUGACAGGGACCACCCGGUAGCUCCGUUGCCGGCAUUCGUAGCGAUCCUUAGCCCGUGGUGCCGAAAGAGACGGGGUCGGUGCAAGGAUCGGGCCCCAAACGCGAUGUCCAUACGCGUGAGCGGCGUCUACCUGGUGCCCACCAGCCCGGGCAACGACAACGGCGGCAAUGACAAGACCGGCGUGGACGGCAGUUUGCAUCAUCAUCAGCAGCAGCAGCAGCACCAUCAUCAUCAUCAUCACCAUCACUCGACGACGAAAACGGUGACGAUCGUGACGGCGCCGCAGCGCAGUAAUAGUUUGGAUUACCUGAACUUCGAGGAGAAGCGACAGAUCAUCGCGUCGUCUCUGUCUCUGAGUGACUUUUUGGCGCAUGGACCGGCGGCAGCUGCGGCUGCCGCCAAGGAGGUGGCGGCGAACACGGUGAUCGCGAAAAAGCAAAAUGGUGCUGCUCUACGAACAAACAGUUUGGGUUCGGGUGCGAGAACGCCGCCCUUGGAAAGAAAAAGUAAAUUUUCUGCCCUCGGUAGACUCUUCAAACCUUGGAAAUGGAAGCGGAAAAAGAAAUCGGAUAAAUUCGAGGCUGCUUCUCUGUCGCUCGAGAGAAAAAUCUCAGUACGUGCCAGCAGAGAUGAAUUGGUGCAGAAAGGGAUAUUGCUGCCCGUGAUACGAUCAACAUCGUUUCCGGAAAAUGAAACGAUAAGCGAGUCGGCGACGGACGCGCAAAAACCACCGUCACCGCAGCAAGCGCCUCAGCAACAGCAGCAACAACAACCGUCGCAGCAACAACCUCCUGGAGGUACCAUGAUUGGUGGUACCGGGGGUGGCGACGGCACCCCCGCGGCAACACCCACGUCCGCCGGUAACGUGCAGCAAUCCCAGCAAGCGGUACCCUCGGCCACACCGACCCCGACGACUGCCAACCCCCAUUCUACUGCAGGAGCCCCUAGCAGCAAUCAACCAUCGCCCCAUCCCUCGCCUCUCUACCCCGUACUACCGCAGCAGGCCGGCCAGCCCAACGGCAGCACGCAAGAGCCGAAGAAGGAAAAGACUGAACAGAACGCAAAUGGCGCGAUAUCGCCGAGCGGCGGCGACGGCGGCGGCGGCGGCGGCGAGCCGCAGCCCGCCAAUUUGGGCUCGGCCACGACCGUCUUGGCGAUGCCGGUCCCGGGCCCGGCUCCGGAUGCCGGGGACCAGCAAAAGCCAAACAGGCCGAACACCCUCGACGCCAGGGUGGUAGCCAGGAGGCUGAUCUUGUUCGACAUGGACAAGGGGGUGCUGGAUCAGAGCGCCGACAAUCAGCAGGUAAUCGAGAGGUGUUACCCGUUACCACCUCAGAAUACCCUGAUGCUGUCGGAGCUCCCAGAGCCGCCGAUACCGUUGAGCGAAAUCGGCCCUAUACCACCCCCGCCCAUGUUCAGCUCUCCGAGUCCUACUUUGUUAGCGAGACAACGGCAAAUACCGCUCUCGGACUGCGAGGACGAGGAUGAGGAGGAUGGCGACGUGGAUGAAGAGGACGACAAUAUGUACCUCUUCAGGAUGUCGCAGCCUGAUCCAGCGAUCGAUACGUCUCGUGUCGAGGAGAUACCAGCGAAGGAGCCGAAAUUCCAUGCCGUGCCGCUGAAGAGCGUCCUGAAGAAACGGGGCUCCGGAAGCGGACCUGGCACGCCUCAAAACACUCCGACACAGGAGAACAGGCCGCUGACGCUUCGCCAGGAGCUCCAUGCCUCGUUCAACAGUCGACCGGUCAGAUUUGGCCUCGCUCUACCCUGUACUCUGGAAAACAAGGAGAACGCGAGGCCUUACGUCAUCCGAGAAGAUGCGGACGGCGACUCCGGCGACGGACAAGUCCUCUACAGGGAUGAUUACGACGAUGAGAAAAAUUCGAUACUUUCUGUCUCGACAGGCCGUUUGGCUGCCAAGAUCGCGCGCAAGGAAUCACUUUCGCUAAAGCUCGCCCUUAGGCCAGACAGACAGGAGCUCAUCAACAGGAACAUCCUUCAGCUGCAGACAGACAAUGAGAGGCAGGAGACGAAAGAGGCCAUCGGCGCCAAGCUUAUCAGGCGGCUGAGCAUGCGGCCGACCCAGGAGGAACUUGAAGAGAGGAAUAUUUUGAAAAAGCAAAGCCCCGCCGAGGAAAAGAAGCAAAAGGAGGAGAAAAAACGUUAUCUGCUUCGAAAGCUGAGUUUCCGACCGACCGUUGAAGAGCUCAAGGAGAAAAAGAUUAUUAGGUUCAACGACUAUAUCGAGGUAACGCAGGCUCACGAUUACGACAGAAGAGCCGAUAAGCCUUGGACGCGGUUAACUCCGAAGGACAAGGCUGCUAUUAGGAAGGAGUUGAACGAGUUCAAGAGUUCGGAGAUGGCCGUUCACGAGGACAGCCGACACCUCACCAGGUUCCAUAGGCCAUGACAAUUGCAAUGUGUUGAGGUGCUACAGUGUGGUGCGGGUAUACGUGAAGGUGCAGUGUGGUGGCUUCGUGUUGAGGCUGGGUGAAGAAGAAAGAAAGAGAAAAUCGGCUAUCAUUAUUUCCGGAUCUAAAGCCGGAACGCGCGAUACUCGUCCGAUCGUGACGGUGAUUUCUUUGACGUUGCUGCGUCGUGUCGUUCGUCGUUGUCGCCAAGCAUCAUCUACUGGCACUUCUUCCAUCAUCGUCAUUUAUACACGUCAACGACAAACGCCACUAUGACGUCGACGAAGAUUGUGAUAGGGUGACUCGCCGCCCCAUCGAAGAGGACUUGGCGGGUCGCUCGCCGAUUUCUUUUCACAAGGGUCGUUCACACCCGUGCUUAGCCGAGCAAUUGUUUACGCUCUUUCCGACAUCUACUCAACUGUUCUUCAUCUUUGUAUCUUCGACGCUGAUCUCGUUGUAGUAUACGCGUCAAAGCGUUUGUAUUCUCAAGAUGUCUUGAAAUAUUCUUAAAACUUUGCGCGAAAAAUUCUCAAGUAGGUACGCUGCGCGCAAGUAUCUCCUUCUGCAUUAAUACGAUCAUCAUUGAAGCUUACAAAACUAUAGAUCUACCUUCGGGUUCAGCUCUCGAAAGCUUUGCCGUUGUGAAAAUCAAAACGUUGUAUAGUAGAUAAGACUUUUUUAUCGAGACGCUCAUGUGUGUCCGGCACGUUUAAGCUGAAUAAGAUCGAAAGUCAUUUUUAAUUAUAUAUAUCCUGUCUAAUUCAUAACUGACAUUUCUUGUUAUGAAUUUUUUAAAUUAUUUUUCUUCGUUGUACAAUAUAUUUAAGAAUUGAGGGACACACAUUUGUCACGAAUGGUAUUUUAGCGAUAAAGAGAUUACGGUGGAAGCGCAUACCGAUGCAUGAGAAUGUACAGAUUCGCGUGAAAAUUAAUCGUGCUUAAAAUUAAGCGUGAGCGUAAUUCUAUGGACAUUACGAGCGCGCGUGUGAACAUACCCUUAAACAUGUAAACACCAUUUUGCAAUCAAGCUAGCUCAUCAGUGUCACCUGGCAUCGUUGUAUAUGUAAAUGUUUCUCAAGUUUCGAGCUAUUGUAAUGCAGAGAUAUGUGAUAUAUCUCGUUGAUAUCACGAAGAGAAAAAAGAAUACUCGAACCCUGUAACGAUUAUUCGAGGAUCAAACGGGAGGUACAUCACAUUACAAGCGAUAUAUCUCGUAAAUAACGUCGAGUAAAGUGAGUUCGGUUUAGUUAAAAAAAAUGUUUUAGUAUUAAUAUUUUUAUACGUUGACGAAUGAACAGCAGAGAGUUUCCGCAAAAUCAUUUUUCGAUAUACCCCUCAUUUUUAAUGAUUAAGAUUCGGCUGACGUCCGAAAUUGUGAUUUACGAUAAUUCCAUGUUCUCACGAUUUCCGCGUGAUCCGCGUAGAGAAUAUUCAUUGCUUGGGACUUCACUAAUACUAUUGCGUGCAUAGUUCGUUAAGCUCUUCGUAUACACCGCGCGAGGAAUGAAAACAGUCAUUUAGUAUCUACGACAAUCGGUCAACUGUUCGAUCGACAAAACUGUUUUCCUUUACUGCCAGGUAUCACUCUCUCGUAGAGCUGCCUUGAGGAGCAAGCGCUUACGAUUAUUAUCUAAAAAAAAAAAUUAAUAUAAUUGGACGUACACUUCGCAUUCGUGGGAAAUCAGAAAUGCAUUGUGCAAUUAAACUUUGUACAGGAGUAGGUAGCGUGUACAUUAGUGACUAUUAUUAUCAUCAUUGUUAUAUCGAUAAUAUCGCUAUAGGGACGCUCUAUGGUCCUCGUUAAUUUCGAUCGCGUGCGCACUUUUCGCGGCAAUAUUAACAAAUUCAUUAAGAGCAGAUGCGAAGAUCGGUUGUUGUUCCGUAUUCAUUGAGUGCGAAUAAAUUCACAAUGAAAUCUCGUUAAAAAAAAAAAAAGAAUACACAAUUAAACGCAUUUA